Volvox carteri f. nagariensis is the source of this 1059-nucleotide messenger RNA. It is a transcript of the gene pde6, whose product is annotated as 3'5'-cyclic nucleotide phosphodiesterase. The transcript is spliced from 5 exons. NCBI's taxonomy places the organism in Eukaryota, Viridiplantae, Chlorophyta, Chlorophyceae, Chlamydomonadales, Volvocaceae. Gene Ontology annotation, biological process: signal transduction. Gene Ontology annotation, molecular function: 3',5'-cyclic-nucleotide phosphodiesterase activity. The record is from RefSeq and is a predicted model, not a curated record. The annotation marks the transcript as partial.
CAGGUGGAGCGGGUACUCGCACAAGCGGACUCCUGGCAGUUUGACUCUUGGCGACUUCGCGACAUCACACACGGCCACCCGCUCUCGGCACUGGGAUUCUACCUCAUACAAAGAGCCGGGUUAAUUGAGCGGUUAAACCUGAGGCCGGCGGCGCUUGCAAGGCUGCUUCGCCACAUCGAGGCGGGCUACAACGACAACCCCUACCACAAUGCCACCCACGCCGCGGACGUGCUCCAAACCCUGCACGUCACCAUCCACGGUGCGCAGCUGCACGUGCACUACCUCGACCAGCUGGGGCUGCUGGCGGCGUACUUUGCGGCGAUCGUUCACGACUACGGGCACCCGGGCCUCACAAACGACUUCCUGGUGGCCACAUCGGACCCGCUGGCGGUCAGGUACAACGACAAAUCACCGCUGGAAAACCACCACGCCGCGGCGGCGUUCGGGCUGCUGCAGCGACCUGAGCUGGAUGUCCUGACGCCGCUGAGCAAGUCGGAGAGGGCCGCGUUCAGGAAGCAGGUAAUCGAGAUGGUGCUGGCAACGGAUGUCAAGCAGCAUUUUGCGCUGCUGAGCCAAUUUAACAACACACAUCGCCUCGCCAGCUUCCACAUGGCUCCGAAACCUGUUGACGACAUGGAGCGGCUCCUCACACUGCAGCUGGCCAUCAAGGCUGCGGAUCUGGGUCACCUGGGGGAGGAGCUGGAGGUGCACCAGAGGUGGCUGUCUAGCUUGGAGGAGGAGUUUUUCCGUCAGGGCGACAAGGAGCGGCAGCUGGGCCUCCCCAUCAGCCCCCUGUUUGACCGGGGCAAGCAGGGCGUCAGUAAGAGCCAAGUCGGGUUCUACGACUUCGUAGCGCUGCCGCUGCUGCACGCGCUGUGCAGCGCAUUCCCGGGAACUCAGCCGCUCAUGACCUGCUUCAUGGGCAAUUACCAUUACUGGAAGAGCGUUGAAGGCAAUGCGACCACUCUCGCGCAGAAGCGUGCGAGCGUAUCUAUCAGGCCUGAGGGAUCUGCCUCGCAGCUUCCAGAUUUGGACAGGGAAGGAAAACAUAAAUCCUAA